AUGACAACUUUACCCUCCGUAGUCGAUCGCCGGAAUCAAUAUCUCUUCCCGGCGGCACUCGCUUCCCUUCUAUUCAUCGGCUCUCUACGAAUUCUCCUCGAUAAUUUGAAGAACAGCCAGCACACGCGCUCUUUUUUCCGCCCACCGACGGACAGAUAUCGACCGCCCAUUCUCGUUUCCGAUGACGAAACCAUUGAAGAUGGUUGCAACAUAUUUGAAGGCAAAUGGGUUUGGGACAAUGAGUCACAUCCACUCUAUACAGAACAAAGUUGCCCUCUUUUGGUCAAACAAGUGACCUGCCAGAAAAAUGGGAGGCCUGAUUCAUCGUAUCAGAAUUGGAGAUGGCAACCAAAUGCAUGCAAUUUACCAAGGUUUAAUGCUUUGAAAUUGUUGGAGAUGUUGAGGGACAAAAGACUCAUGUUUGUAGGGGACUCGGUACAAAGAAGCAUGUUCGACUCGAUGGUCUGUUUGGUCCAAUCCGUAAUUCCCGAAGGCAAAAAAUCUCUACGAAAAGUCCCUCCGAGAAAGAUUUUCAGAGCCGAGGAAUAUAAUGCAUCUAUCGAGUUCUACUGGGCUCCUUUCUUGGUCGAGUCUAUUUCAGAUCAUGCAACGAAGCACACAGUUAUGAAACGGUUAGUCAGGCUCGAUUCCAUAUCUAAUCACAGCAAACAAUGGGAAGGAGUUGAUAUAUUGGUGUACGAAAGCUAUGUAUGGUGGAUGUACAAACCCACGAUCAACGCCACGUAUGGGAAUGUUGAAAAUGUUGAGGAGUACAACGUGACCACAGCCUACAGAAUAGCAAUGGAAACUUGGGCAAAUUGGAUAGAAACCAGCAUCAAAUCUCAUACUCAAAAGGUCUUUUUCAUGACCAUGUCUCCAACACAUUUGUGGAGCUGGGAAUGGAAGAGUGGAGACAACGGGAAUUGUUUCGGUGAGUCAGAACUGAUACAACGGCCGUAUUUUGGAACGGGUUCAAAUCUAGAUAUUAUGGGCAUAGUGAAAGACGUUCUAGGACGAUUGCGAGUUAAUGUGAGAUUACUCAACAUUACCCAGUUGUCAGAAUACAGAAAAGACGGUCACACAUCGGUUUAUGGCGAACGAAAAGGAAAACUCUUGACGAAAGAGCAAAAAUCAGAUCCGAAAAACUACGCUGAUUGCAUUCAUUGGUGUUUACCUGGAGUUCCCGACACAUGGAAUGAAAUUUUAUACGGAGUUUUGUUACAGGACUAUCGUGUUUUUAGAUAUCAUCGAACACAAGAUAGUUGAUUCAUGUAUUUCUAUUUCAGAAAUACAAC
Molecule: messenger RNA, 1295 nt
Organism: Cynara cardunculus var. scolymus (artichoke)
Lineage: Eukaryota; Viridiplantae; Streptophyta; Magnoliopsida; Asterales; Asteraceae
Product: protein trichome birefringence-like 31
Exons: 5
Coding region: 1-1266 (421 amino acids)
Cellular component (GO): Golgi apparatus
Molecular function (GO): O-acetyltransferase activity
Source: RefSeq, a predicted model, not a curated record